This is a messenger RNA of Cercopithifilaria johnstoni, 564 nucleotides long. The record is from the annotation of a GenBank genome assembly. Lineage: Eukaryota; Metazoa; Nematoda; Chromadorea; Rhabditida; Onchocercidae.
AUGAAACUGCUCAAAUCUCAAUGGGUUGUUGGAACUGCGGCGAUACAACAUAUUCGAGAGGUAUCUCUUAGAGCAAAGGUCAAGAAAAUCGAUCCAUGGCAAUUAUACGAACCACUGAUUAAGAAUACCAAAGUUUAUCCGGAAUAUCCAUUACUAACUCUUCAAUUGGAUUCGAUGGAUUUUGUACCACUUGAAAGGUUUCAAAGUUACGCGCACAAAAAGGCACUCCAAUUCGAAUUCAAAGUAAUCGACAGGUACGCAAUUCCUCCUACGAAAGUUUUACUGAUGGUAGAAAAAUCUGACAAAAGGAAGCAAGAAAAAAAAAUAGUACUAUCAACAUAUCAUCGGUUUCUGAGAUUGAGCGAGGUGCCUUGUGUUCGUCUGCCAUUGUAUCUUUCUCUUAUGCAGGCCCAUGCACCUGUUGGCAUUACGAUAACAAUCAAGAAACAGGAACAAGCGGAUGAGGAUAUCAGAUAUAUACCGGACGAGAUUUUGGAAGCUCGGAAAGCAGAGCUGCUUAGUCUGGAUGAUCCAAAAACGAGGAAACUGCUUGGGUGGGAGUGA